AUCCCAAACUCCAGAACCUUGUUCUCCUUGCCCAUCGGACCCCGAGCCGGGGACACUGGGCAGAGUCGGGAAUCGAGGGCAAAUCCAUGGACAUCCCAGCGCCCGCCCGCGGCUCCUCCAGCUCCGCCGGCAUCUCGGCCCCUUUCUGCUGAUGUCACGGAGCUUCCCCGGGAGGGCCGGGAUCGGCCGCCCCUUCCCGGAUCCUCCUCUCUCGCCUCUCCCCUCCCCGGCCCGGCUGCAGCGGAGCCGGGAGCCGCGGCUGCCCGGCAGCCCCGCGAGCCCCUCUCGCCCCCAGGGCCUGUCCAUGGAUGCCAGCAAGAAGGUGGAUCUGAAGAUCAUCAUCAUCGGAGCUCUGGGCGUGGGCAAGACCUCCCUGCUGCACCAGUACGUGCACAAGACCUUCUACGAGGAUUACCGCACCACGCUGGGCGCCAGCAUCCUCACCAAGGUCCUGGCCGUGGACAGCACCCCCCUGAAGCUGCAGAUCUGGGACACCGGGGGACAGGAGCGGUUCCGGUCCAUGGUGUCGACCUUCUACAAAGGCUCAGACGGCUGCAUGCUGGCCUUCGACGUGACAGACAGGGAGUCCUUUGAGGCCCUGGACAACUGGAGAGAUGAUUUCCUGGAGAAGGUCAUUCCCAGGGAACAGGAUUUCCCCAUGGUGGUGCUGGGGAACAAGAUAGACCUCAGUGACCGGCAGGUGCCCAAGGAAAUGGCCUCAGCCUGGUGCAAGGAGAAGGACAUCCCAUACUUCGAGGUCAGUGCCAAGAACAACAUCAACGUGGCCGAGGCUUUCGAGACCCUGGCGAAGCAGGCGCUGAGCACGUACAAAGGGAUUUUUGAGAGUUAUUUAACCGACUCCAUCAAGCUCACUCCCAACGACAAGCCCAAGCAGAGCUGCUGCUGACCCCGGGGCCGCUGCACCCCGCGAUGCCCACGGCGAGCCCGGGGCUCGGUGCCCGCUGCCCGCCCCAGCUGCCCACGGGGACUGGCCGUGCCACCGCUGGGCACAGCAGGGCCGGCUGCCUGCUCAUCCCGGGAUCUGCUGCUUCCCACGGCUCUGGAGCUGCUCUCCCAGUCACCUCAGUGUCACGGUGGUGGCUCUGUCCCCUCCCCGAGCGGGCGAUGUCCCUGCAGUGACGGUGCCAGGGGUGCUGGCAGGGCUCCCGAUGCCUCUGCAGAGACCUUGGCACCACGGGUGACCCUUCCCAGUGCACAGCCUGGUGGCCCCGCGGCUCCCAGGCUGCCCCGAGGGGACAGCUGGGGCUGGUGGCCUCGGCACAGGGACCUGCCACUGUGGAGGCAACUACUCCGUGCCUCAGUUUCCCCUCCUCUCAUGCAUAUCCCCCAUCAGACACCUUCCCCCUCCCGCCUCACGGGGGAGGAUUCCCAGAAAAGCACUUUGUCAGGGGUACUCUUUUUUUUUUUUUUAUGGAAAUUAAAUAUUUCAUUUUUAUUUAUA
This is a messenger RNA of Haemorhous mexicanus (house finch), 1462 nucleotides long. It is a transcript of the gene RAB7B, whose product is annotated as RAB7B, member RAS oncogene family. The record is from RefSeq and is a predicted model, not a curated record. Gene Ontology annotation, molecular function: GTP binding; GTPase activity. The coding region runs from base 152 to 907 and encodes 251 amino acids. NCBI's taxonomy places the organism in Eukaryota, Metazoa, Chordata, Aves, Passeriformes, Fringillidae. Gene Ontology annotation, biological process: phagosome-lysosome fusion; endosome to lysosome transport. Gene Ontology annotation, cellular component: lysosome; phagocytic vesicle; late endosome. The transcript is spliced from 6 exons.